This is a messenger RNA of Penicillium cataractarum, 930 nucleotides long. RefSeq names its product pyrroline-5-carboxylate reductase. The transcript has 2 exons. Gene Ontology annotation, biological process: L-proline biosynthetic process. Gene Ontology annotation, molecular function: pyrroline-5-carboxylate reductase activity. The record is from RefSeq and is a predicted model, not a curated record. The coding region runs from base 1 to 930 and encodes 309 amino acids. NCBI's taxonomy places the organism in Eukaryota, Fungi, Ascomycota, Eurotiomycetes, Eurotiales, Aspergillaceae.
AUGUCAUACUCAGAGCCUACGGUAGCAUUCAUUGGGUGUGGAAAUAUGGGAGGCGCCAUCCUACACGGCGUGCUCGAUGCUGCAUUCUCAAAUGAAUCAAACUCCCAGCGGACACGACCAGUAUCCAAAUUUGUUGCUUGCACAAAAACUGCCGCCUCAGCGGACCGGUUAAGAGCUUCCAUCCCAACUGAGCAGCGGCCUCAUGUGGAAGUGAUUUCUUCGCAAGCUGUCCCCGUUGAGGUUAUGAAGAAUGCCGAUAUUGUCGUGCUCGGCUUCAAGCCAUUCAUGGCAGAAGACGUUCUACGAACCAAGGGCGUGGAAGAAGCCCUCUCUGGUAAGCUGGUCAUCAGUUUGCUGGCCGGACAGACGCCGCAGAAUCUGGCCAGGAUUAUCCGUGGGAACGCGGUAGAUUCGUUUGGAAACGACAAUCCAGAUACUACUCCCUCUGCCAUGGACCCUGUUAUCGUCAAGGCUAUUCCAAACAUGGGCGCACAAUUUCGUCAGUCGGUUACCAUCAUUGAGACGCCUGAAAAUGCAAUUCCCACGCAUAUGACCGAGGUCGUCGAGUGGAUGUUCAAGCAAGUUGGUGAGAUCAAGUACCUUCCUCAAAGCCAAAUGGACCUUGGUUCUGUGCUUGUUGGUGCCGCGCUCGCAGCCAUGACUGUACCCAUCGAAGGAAUUCUGGAUGGAUGUGUGGCUGAAGGACUGAAGCGAUCCGAUGCGAUGGAGAUGAUGCUUGGCGGUCUACGGGGACUCUCUGCUGCUCUCGAGUCUGGUAUUCAUCCCGCGGUUCUUCGUGAGAGUAUCUCCUCCCCGCGGGGGUGCACUAUUCAAGCUCUGUUGACUCUGGAGAAGGCUGGAAGUCGGGCAGAUUAUGCCGAGGCAAUUAUCAAUGGUACGCAGCACUUGAAGAAAGCUGAUAAGAAGUGA